AUGUCCACAUCCAGCGGUACGAAGAAGCUGCGAGCAAUUUUCGAUCGACUUCGAAAAAGAGAUACGAAGGAGGUCUUCCUUUUGGAUGGAGGGACAGGUGAAGAACUCAUCCGACGAGGAGUCCCAGACGAUCGAAAAAUUUGGAGUGCCACUGCACUGGUAAAUCCACAAUAUCAUGAUACGUUGAAAGAUGUCCAUACCUCUUUUCUCAGAGCUGGUUCAUUGGCUAUCACCACCAAUUCUUACGGCGUCGUACCAGGAGUUGGAUUUUCGCCACAAGAAUGCAAAGAGUACAUCGCACUAUCGGGAAAGUUAGGAAGAGAGUCUGUGGAUGCCGAGAAAAGAGGAUUUGUAUUUGGCAGUCUUGGACCUUUGGUAGAAUCCUAUCGAGCAGAUUCGAUCAAGCAGCACGAAGAAGGAGUCAAAGAUUACCAGAUCGCUUGCGAUGCAUUGCUUCCAUUUGUGGAUGCCUAUCUACUAGAAACAGCAUCUUGUGUUGAAGAAUCCUUACAGGUGAUGGAUGCUAUGCGAUCAACAGAGAGUCGAAAAGCUGUACCUCUACUGGUUUCUUUCACCCUCAAUAACAAUGGGAAUACUCGUGAUAAUAAAGAAAUAUUGAAAAGCAUUCAGGAAGUUUUAAGAGAAUCGAAAGAGAAGGAGAUCGAACUGCUUGGAAUUCUUUUCAACUGCUGUAAGCCGGAAGCUAUUUCUAAAGCAUUAGAAAAAAUUCGAGCUGAUGGAGAUUUGACAGCAGCACUGGAAGAAACCGGUGUUCUUCUGGGGGUGUAUGCCAAUAGACUGACAGAUAUCGACCCAACCUGGACGCUCGCUGAUUCACAAGAAUCACAGCCAUUUCGAACGGAUUUAGAUGAAAAGCAAUACUGGAGUUUUAUACAAUUGUGGACCGAAAGAUUUGGUGUGAAGCUUGUCGGUGGAUGUUGCGGUAUUACACCUGUCUAUAUAGAACAUCUGAAAAACGAGCUCGGGAAAUUUGCACUUCAAUGA
Messenger RNA from Cylindrotheca closterium, 1005 nucleotides. Lineage: Eukaryota; Bacillariophyta; Bacillariophyceae; Bacillariales; Bacillariaceae. The record is from the annotation of a GenBank genome assembly.